Messenger RNA from Egretta garzetta (little egret), 8824 nucleotides. It is a transcript of the gene DCUN1D3, whose product is annotated as defective in cullin neddylation 1 domain containing 3. NCBI's taxonomy places the organism in Eukaryota, Metazoa, Chordata, Aves, Pelecaniformes, Ardeidae. The record is from RefSeq and is a predicted model, not a curated record. Bases 784 to 1698 code for a protein of 304 amino acids. Gene Ontology annotation, biological process: positive regulation of ubiquitin-protein transferase activity; protein neddylation. Gene Ontology annotation, cellular component: ubiquitin ligase complex. The transcript has 7 exons. Gene Ontology annotation, molecular function: ubiquitin-like protein binding; ubiquitin conjugating enzyme binding; cullin family protein binding.
UCUUCCUAUUUUUUUGUUCGGGUGCGUGUCGGCUGCAGGAUCCUAAACCGCUCCCUGCCAAGCUGCUCUGCGUGCCGCACCGCAGCCCGCCGGGGCGGAGGAGAUCCAGCUGCUUUGUUCGAGUACUCUUCGUGCCCACCCGCUGCACGUGUAACGCUGGAAGUUUGAGUCAGGUAAUUACAGAUCUGGGUUGAAGCCUUCCCAGGAAGUGAUCAGAAAAGCCAAGACUUGCAGAUGUGCUCCCAUCGUUCUCUUGCACCUUGACUUCACCUGUUCAUGAGAAGGUUUUGUGGAACUGCUCAGCUUUUGGUAACUGGCUAUCGAAAAGCAAAGAAAGUUGCCUUUUGUGAGAACGCUAUCAGCUCUUACCCCUGGAAAAGCAUCUGAGGACAAGAGUCGAGGGCGAUAGCAGCUUUGGUGCUGCAGUGUUCUGCAGCGUGAUCCUCCGUGCACCAGUGCUCAGGAGAGCCACAGUCACGGGGGAGUCAGACACAGGUGCAAAAAGAGGCAGCGUUCCAUGUGGAACCCAGGGAGCCUGAAGGCGGCUGUGAAGCUACUGGAAUGAUUCCCUGGGUAGCUAAAACUAUUUCUGUAACCUGGAAGCAGUAAACAAAGACCAGGCAAACCCAAUUUUUGUUUGAGGCUUUUGCCUAACUGACAGCAGAGAUGAAAUGCAAAUAAGUUAGUUGACUGCCGCUAAUGGUAUGGUGAGAUGUGUUGAAGAGCAGCUGCGAGGGUGUCCAACGGCAAGGGGACCACUCUAGAAGCUGGGCUUGCAACAUCAUGGGCCAGUGUGUCACUAAGUGCAAGAAUCCUUCUUCUACCCUUGGCAGCAAAAAUGGGGAAAGGGAUUCUGGCAGCAAGUCGCAUAGUAAGAGAAGUGCAGUCCACAAAGAUGACCAUGGUUUGGCUUGUGGGAAGUCUUCAGGAGAUAUACUUGUGAAUGGGACAAAGAAAACGGACGCUGCUGUAGAGUCUAGUCAGCCUCCAACGUUUUCUGGAGAUACAAAGAAAGACUCUGUUUCCAGCGCAGAAGAAUCUUCGCUCCAAAGGAUCGGGGAGUUAUUUAGGAGGUAUAAGGAUGAACGGGAAGAUGCCAUACUGGAGGAAGGAAUGGAACGAUUUUGCAAUGACCUCUGUGUUGAUCCCACUGAAUUUAAAGUGCUAGUUUUGGCUUGGAAAUUCCAGGCUGCUACCAUGUGCAAAUUUACAAGGAAGGAGUUUUUUGAAGGCUGCAAAGCAAUAAAUGCAGACAGCAUCGAUGGCAUUUGUGCAAGGUUCCCCAGCCUCUUAAACGAAGCCAAGCAGGAAGAUAAAUUCAAGGAUCUCUAUCGUUUCACCUUCCAGUUCGGCCUGGACUCUGAAGAAGGACAGAGGUCACUACAUCGGGAAAUAGCCAUUGCCCUUUGGAAAUUAGUCUUCACCCAAAACAAGCCCCCCAUUUUGGACCAGUGGUUACACUUCCUAAUCGAGAACCCCUCAGGAAUCAAGGGAAUCUCCCGGGACACGUGGAACAUGUUUCUAAAUUUUACUCAGGUGAUUGGACCGGACCUUAGCAACUACAGUGAGGACGAGGCCUGGCCGAGCCUCUUCGAUACCUUUGUGGAGUGGGAAAUGGAGCGAAGGAAAAAGGAAGAGGAAACCAAAUGUAUUACGUCUUUGGACACAGAGGGCCUGUGUGCGGAGGAACAGACUUAGCGGUGUCGAAGCAGCAGUGACAAAAGCAACCUGUUGCCCUUCAUGAAAUGUAAACUCUGGAUGUUUCUGGAAGUUAGACUCCAGAUUUUUCUACUUUACACCUUUUUCUGCCUUGUCUUUGAAAGGGCUCUAAAAUGCUGUAUCAUGUUUUAGGCACUUUCUUAAUUUUGGUUAUUCCUCUUUCUCUUGCCCUGAAAUAUUUGACCCUGGCUACAAGUUAAGCAUUUUUGGUUUUGUUUUUUUUUUUUUUUUUAAGACUUCAGAUUAGUAUAAGUAAGUCUGAUAUUUCUUGCACAACGUAGAUCUUUUUAGGUAGGUUAAAUUAACAUUGCUAAAUUAUACAGUGCCAGAUUAAGUUUUUCAUACUACAUCUGUCAGGGCAGGUCUGUACUGUGUGUAGUGCUGUUUACAUUGUUGAAAUUUUAGGCUGUAAUAAUUUUAAGGUUUUAUACCAAGAUGAACAGCAGUGUUAACUGUUAACUAUAAAUGCAUUAAUCCCCCAGUAAUAAGGCUCUAAAAAAACAUAAGCAACAGCUCUUUGUAAUACGGCUGAUUCCCAUUUUAAGCUAACUCCCAGUGAAUGAGUCCAGAUCAUUCAUUAGUUUUUUGGGGUUUCAAACUAAAACGUUGGGGUUUUUUUAUAAAAUUACUGUACCUGUCAGUCAACUGAGUGGUAGAUGAUGAUUUGUAUCUAAAUCUCUUACACAUCACAUAAUAAAAGAGCAGUACUACCUCAGUUUUAUUGAAAGUGGACUUCUUGAUGGACUUCCAUUUUUCUCUGGAAGUUGUAUUUUUGUGGUUACAUGAGAAUAUUUUUACUUGACUCAAAGAACCAAAGGUUCUCCUUCUUAAGUUUGCUAAACAUUGACAGAAGCAACACACAAACCCUAAGUCUUCAAGGAAAACUGUGGUAUAAUUCUGCUUUAAUUUGUUUGAUUUAUAACUAAAGUAUUAUCUUACUUGUCUGGCAAGCACAGUACUUCCAUGUAAGGAACUAUCUUUUGCAUUAAUAUUGACAAACCAAUUUUUUAAAACCUAUGUUUAAUUGCUAAAUUGCAGUUAAUACUCCACACUUUCUGGAGCAACAAUAUCGGCAUCUGAUGACAAAGUGAAUUCUUAAUGUGUUCUUAAUGACAACAGUGUAGAUGAGUCAUUUUUAGACUGAUUUGAUAAUAUUUGGAUAGGAGUCAAUUUAUUAUUUUACAAUGCCUGUAUUGGGACUAUUUGCCUGUUGAAACUUGUGACUUAAAGGGAGUUUUAUUAACACUGGUUGAAACUUUUUUGGUUAUUGAUGCUACCUUUUUUAAUUUUAGUAUGUCAACUUUUUUACACCUUUUGGUAAAAGGGAUGAUUGCCAAGGCUUUCUAUAGAGCUAAGUACUGGCUUAAUGAAUUUGAUACACUUCCAUUACACACCCUUUAUUUUCAGAGCUGCAUUUCAGGGUCACAAAACAGCUUCAGUUAAAAAACCAAACCAAAACCAGCUGGACAGUCAUCCAUAGCAUCUAAUGGCUUUUGUGAUACAAGGGUUUUAAAGCUAAAGGGAAACAGGUCUGAAGGGGCGAGCUUGCCACUGGAUCCAGGAUGGCAUGCUUUGCCCAUCUGCUGUGCCCUAGAGGGGUUAGCAGAGAGAGGAGGAGGAUCUGCCUGAAUUCUGUCACUGGCUUUGCUGGUGUGCAGCCUAUGCAAUAGCUUGGGUCUGAGAUCAUAAAUCACUAACAGAAUGUGGGUAUUGAAAGCUGUUUAAAAACAAACCCACCAGCCACAGAUAGCAUCUCGUUCAUCUAAUAACGGAGAGUUUGGUCCAUGCUUCUUCUGCAAGCUCUUGCCUGGGAGACGUGUUAAGCUGUGGAAAAUAAAUGUAGUUGUUCCAGAUGCAGCUGAGUCUGUCCCUUUGCAGAGGGGAGCCCUGAACUUGCUGUAUUAUAGGGAAAUGUACCCAAAGCUUUGUCCUUGCUACUAUAACCUUCCAAGCUACCGUGGCACAAGCACUGUUUGGCAGCAAAACCUUAUUCUGAUUUGGUGAGCAAAGCACUUGUGCUGGUAUAACUGAAUUUAUGGUGAGACUUUUGCUGGUGCUGUUAUUUUAAAAAAGGAAAAAAAUUCCCCAACAAGAGGCUACUUUGUUAGCAAAAGUUCCAAACGGAGAUCUGAUAGUAAAUGAAGACUGUGUUUGUAAGUUUGAGACUAUUCAUUCAUUCAGCUAUUAAACUAUUUGUUCCUCACUUCAUUUUUUUUUUCCUAAAGGGAAUUUAAAAUGUCCAGAGUGUGAAAACGUAAUUCCAAUGGAUAGCCAGUGCAUGCAUGUGCACACAGAGUCAUGGCAGUGGCUGCUACUGAUUUAUAUACCAAACUGCAGCAGCUCAGGAGUAUGAGGGACAGAGCUCUUUAAGGGAGGUGUUUGUCUUGUGGUUUGAAUGUGGAUUGCAGUAAGGAAAUCAAUUUACUGUAGCAUGUCCAGGCUUAGCCCAUUUUAGUGCAUUGCAUGUGGUACAGCUUCUUCUAAAGGCAGUGGUGGUGAAUAUACAGGAAGGGAAAAAUCUUGUUUCCUGUUGGGGAAAGGACAUAAAAUUUCUCUGUGGGUUAAGUCCCGUGCUUUCAGUACAAGAGGACAGCCUUGCUCUUGUUCUGCUGCUUUCAGCCUAGCAGGAGCAACUCCACCUGUUGGGUAGAGUACUUGCAAAAAUAGCUAAAUGAUCCAUCUAGCAAAGUACCAGUCACUUAUUUUUAGCCUAACUUCAGUUUUUUAAUUACCAUUUACAGAAUGCAAGCCAGACCUGUAUCAGUUUUAAACUUCUGAACCAGGAGCUGAAGGUGCAACUCUUUGCUGACAGUGAGAGAGGGCAUCAGACCUUCCCUUGGAUUGCCUGGUGAUUUUUAUGAUCCUAAUCAAGCAUAGAGCGUACUCUGUAAUGUACCUGCGUGGGGGUGGGCUUUUGUACAUGUUUCUGAGAAGUCUUUAACAAUAUUGGAGCAUCUGAAAAUAUGCUUGUUUAAUGGUUAAACUGUGAAUUUCUGUGGAACAGACCAAAUACAUUCACUCUUCAUUUUUAUAUAAUUUAAAUCUUUAUUGUAUAGGGCACAGGACUGUAGUAAGCAGUGAUGCUGCUGGAAUCCUUGAAACCAUUGCAACUAUUUAAUUUUUUAAAAUUAGGGUAUGCAUUAGAAAACUUGAUACAUGUAGUGAAUCUGCUGCAACUGGGGUUAAAUAACUAUAGAUAACUAUAUAGAUAGUUUUAGUAAUAUACUGGAAAACUGGUCUGAUAUCCACACUCUGGCAUUUCAUUGCCUUCUCUUAUACACAAAAAAAUACAACUCCUGGGUAAUAAAACGCUGACCACCUGCACCAUUUUAGUUUGCUACACUUUUAAGAUUUGGCUCCCAGAUAACUGGAGGCUCAGCUGUGCUUAUUUUCACUUGUAUGGGUGCGUUUCUGAGGUCAAAGACUAUUUAUUGGCUCAAGUAAGGAUUUGAAAGAUUCCGCCCAUAGUUGGCCAUAAACAAUGACUGAGGAAAUUAAUUGAAAUUGAAUGCUGAAUUGUGAGUUUACUUGCUGCUGGUGCUAUUCUAUAUGGAGAAUUAUAGCUUUUUAAUACUGUGCAAUUGUAAUGAAAACCACAGGAAUAAUAAAUGAAGGUGUGGCAGGUGGCAUAAAAUUGGAUAGCUGAAGCCUGCGGCAGCUUGGUCCACCCCAGGGUGAGUGCCGGCUUCCCCAGGCUGGCAGGGCAGGUGGGCCCAUGGACCAGCCCCUGGACCACGAUAGCUUUUCAGCCGAGCACCUUUCAGAGCAUGAGUAGAGUUCACCCUGCUCUGCUGCCGAGCAAGUCGGGGUUGGUUGCCAGUAGAUGCAGCCCCUCAUCCCGAGGGUGGGAGGGCUGUCGGGUGGGGGGCAGAGUGCAGGGGCAGCAGCAGCUUUGCCUCUGUGACUUCUCUUUCAUUCCUUGUGUGUCAGAGCCUGAAGAACCUGUGGAUCCCUGGACAGGAUCCACUCGCCUGUCCCCUCUGGUUCCCAGACAUGGCUGUGCGCUGACUUAGUGACCUUAGUAUUUUCAUGACACUGUCAAGGGAAGUAUCUUCCUUACAGUUCUAAGCCUUGUUUCCAAAAACCCCAGCAAAGUUAAAGAAACACCAUGUAGUUAAAAGCCACCUCAGUCAUGAUGUAAUUUGUUGGCUGAGGUUACAUCAUUCCCAUUCAUAGCAAAAUGAUCAUCAUUGUGAAUUUCUGGGUCUUGUAGCCUUGUGUUCUGCAGUGUGAUCUUUUUUUUAGAAGAUCCUCGGUAAAUUGGGCACCCAGUUCUUCCUUUGAGCUCAUUCUGCUCAAAAUGCGUGCAUGUGAAUUUAGCCUUUCAUAUUAAAAAGGAAGAUACUUAACCUGAAAUGCAAAUUUCUUCAGGGUAGUGUUUCAAUAUAUAGCAAACCAUAAACAUUUUUUCAAAUAAGUAUUGAAAGCUAAGUGUCUGCUUAAAUUUUGUGGUGUGCAGACAAAACCACCAGUGUUAGAAUUUGUUCUCUGGACUAUUGAAGAUUGAAUCUUUGGCUUUAUAUUGCCAACUGAAGUGAAAUGCAUGAGAUUGUAAGACAGAAGGCUGUAACUCCUUCACCAUGAAGUACACAGGUAUCUCUACCUCUUGUUCUUAGACUUGAAUAGUUUAAGGUUACCAUCCUUUGCUCCUGGGAUUUUAUGCCUGGAUGAGUAAUCUAUUUUUUUUUUUAAUUGACCCAAGUAUUAUCUAUUUGCCAUACUUUUUGGUAUAUUGCUUUUAAUCUGCAUGCAAUUGCCCCUUUGAAAGGGAGCCAAGUCAACCUGCAAACAAAGUGGUGGUCCUCCCGGGUGCUGGUUUUGGAGUGCAAUAGAGUGACCGACUUGAGCUACAUUGCAUGUGGCUCAGGGGCUUUUGUCAUCACACAGCCUCUUCCUGGGUCGGGAUACCUGUACGGACGAUCAAUUGAAGAUGGAGCACCUGCUCCCUAAGAGGGAGCCGUCAGCCUUUUCGUUUGCCCUUGAAAAACUUUAGGAACCCACCUGAUGCAGUGCCAUGAGUACAUUUUUCUUUUGCUGAGAAAUACCGUGUCUUGUUCCGCCAGGCUGGACCUGUAACACCUAGCAAAGAUGGGAGCUGCAAAAGCAUAAGGGCUGCAGGCAUCAGUUUCCUCCCUGAGGUCAGAAUCUUGCUCAGGAUAAAACCCUUAUGCUUGAGCAAAGCUGGAGAGUUCUCGAGUGUACUGGUAGAUGCCAGACUGGCUGCAGUGCUCACUUGUGUUCAUUAAUGCAUUUAGGUGGUGUCUUCUUCAUGCAACACAUCUGUGUCCCUUGCUUUCCUCCCCCAAAAAAAGACGACAACCUAAUUACUGUCAUUGCAAAUGCCGAAUGGAUGCUAUGCUGUAGCAACUGUUGCUCCAAGAUUCUUCUUCCAGUUUGAGGGCUGCUUUUGGGGUGUGACCUCUUGCACUAUCUGUACGGGCACAUAUUUCAAGAGAGCAGGGGGGCAUGCGAGACGAUAGGUAAAAGGAACAUGAACGUACUGGUCCUGCUAACAGCUUGCCUUAAAUCACUGAAAUUACAGAAGUUCCUCGCCACUAUUGCAAUCCUCAUUCUUUCUGUAGUUAGGUUUUAAAAUCCAACAGGUUCUGGAGGUUAUACAACUUUAUUUUAAAAAAGCUUCUGUCUUUGCAUAAUUGCACUUUUCAGAUAAGCCCUUUCUGGCUAACGUGUCAUUUCACACACAGACAGAAAAACCCAUCCGUCUCCAAUGUUCUUGCUGUAAAGUUUCGGUUUGUUUUUUUUUUUUCCCGUGUAAAUUCUAUUUGGACUAAAGGUUGCCUACUGUUGAAUCAGUGUGUUUACUUGAAUGUUGCCAUUUUAUGCAGUUACAGCUGCUGACUCUUGCGCUUCUCUGGGCCCAUGAGAGGGGAGAUCGUGUGACCAGAGGUGGCAAACCUGCACAGAGGAUCAGUGGAGCUGAAGGCUGGCUGCUGUUUUUAUACUCCCAUAUGUAUUAAAUGUUAGAGGACCUCACAGAAUACUGCUUAAUAUUUUGAAGUUGUGACUUUUUAAGUCACACUAAAUAUAGUUAUCUUAAUAAUGUGCUUGCUUUCUUAAGUUUAAAACAGUCUUUUAAAAAGGAGAUGGGGUGGCAGGAGCGGUUGGAGGGCCUUGGGCUGUUAGUUGCUGAGUAACUCGAGUUCCGAGAGGCACGGAUGCAACUGGCAGGAUUAGGUCCUGACCCAGCGCUACUGGGGUUUGUACUGGCUGGUCUUGGGGGCAUGAAGCAACCCAAGUCCUUGAUGGGCUGCGUGGAGGAGAAGGGUCAGCCUGGGAGAGCCGGUUGACACAGCUGGAUUUCUUGGAGCACUUGCUUGUGGAGCUCGGCCCAUUUAGCCUCAAAGUCGCCCUUUAUGGAGGGAAUGCCUUUUGGUAGCGUGUUUGCUCCCAGAGAAGUAACUAAUUCUGACUAAGGAAGUAAGGGAAGCGCAGCUUUCACUGAAUCGCAUGGGAACACCACGAGCUGACAGCUCUCAGUUCCUCAGUAAACCACCAAGGGCGGGUAGGAUCGAAUCUGCCAUUCUUUGUGUUGGGAGUGGUUUUUGCCUUUUCGGACUUGCCCAAGAGAUAACCCCGUAUGAUCCAAUUUUCUCGCUCUGGGAAAUAAUGAAUGUAUUGUGUGUUGUGGAGCAGACCCGUGCUUCCUCUUUCAGACAGCAGCAUCAGAAGUGCUGUGUAAAUGUAAUGCUUGAAAAUGGCUGGAGUAAAUUCUGUUUCAUGCAGGAUCUUUUUUUUAAAGGGAUGUGGCCAAAUUUGAAACCAUGAUCUAGAGGAAAAGUGGGAGAAGUUCAAGCUGAUGCAUCUACUGAGUCCCAUCUGGUUUGUAGUUUUACCAUUACUUUUCUUAUGUCAAAUUUUGCUCACCGUUGUCUGGAACAGAAUGGAAACAGCAUCUUACAGAAUGUGCAAUCUAAGGCACAAUGCAAAUAGGUGUAAUAAGAAGGUUGUCUUUGCUUGAUAGCAAUCCUGAGUGCAAUGUUUUUGUCGUGUCCCUUUUGGAAGAAGAGCAUUAAGUGCAGUCUGAGGUUUUUUUCUUUUCUUAUAAGCAAAGCAUUGGUUUGUCCAUUACUGACUUCUUGUGGAA